AUGUAAAAUCUAUAAAUUCUAAUCUAUGAUCGAAAUGAGCAAUUCUUUACCACUUAUGAUUAAAAAACAACUCCUAUUAGAUUGGCGUAAUUAAUCCAAGAUGCACAUUAUUAUGAGUAGACUUACUUUUCAAAUUCUUUAGAAAUUUUAAUCUGAGUGAAAUAUUUUAUUUCAAGAUCAAAGAUACAGAAUAUCACUUUGACAACAGGAAUACUCCAAUAUAAAAAUAUUUAAGCUAACUAAAUAAGUCAACUUUAAUCUUUUAUAGGGGUUUAAGUGGUCAAAAGUUAUGUAAAUAAUCUAAAUAACUAAUAGUGGAAUCAAGCCGAGCAAUCGAAAUUUCUAAAUUAUAGAAUGAUAUUAGCAGUAACAAAUAAUAAGCAGAGAUUAUAAAUAUUAAGGAGUUCUCUAAUAAUUUGAAUCCUAAAUAGUCUAAUUAAUCACCCUAAAAAUAAACUCAAAACCAGGAUUCAAAGAAAAUUCACAUAGUAGAAAUGCCAUCCAAUUCUAUGAUGAAAAAUGACUAAAAAAAUUAAAAUUAAGAAGUUUAUUCAUAAUCCUUUACAGCUUAUGGUCAAACAUAAUAAUUCAAUAACAUUAACUAAAAAAUUAAUUAGAAAUCACCUUAUUUUUCUGAUUCUUCUAUUCAAUUUUAAGGAGCAGGUAAAUCAGAGAUAAUGAAUUUAGAUCCACUAGCUAAAAUUUACUGUAAACAACAAAUAGAUAUAUUAUCAUAAUAACACUAAUAAAAGAAUCCUCAGAAAACAAACCAAUAAUAAAAUUAAUAUGAAAAAAAACUAAAUUUAAUUAAGAAAGAUAAAUAUUUAAUUAAGGUUGAUGCUAAUCAAGCAUAAUUUGAAGAUAUUUGCAAAUUUCUAAAAAAUAAAAAUAUCAAUUUUUAAGUUCAAAAAAAUUGA
This is a messenger RNA of Paramecium primaurelia, 917 nucleotides long. The record is from the annotation of a GenBank genome assembly. Lineage: Eukaryota; Ciliophora; Oligohymenophorea; Peniculida; Parameciidae.